Messenger RNA from Lycium ferocissimum, 3027 nucleotides. RefSeq names its product calcium-dependent protein kinase 20-like. Bases 1108 to 3027 code for a protein of 639 amino acids. Gene Ontology annotation, cellular component: nucleus; cytoplasm. Gene Ontology annotation, molecular function: calmodulin binding; calcium ion binding; ATP binding. The record is from RefSeq and is a predicted model, not a curated record. The transcript is spliced from 8 exons. Gene Ontology annotation, biological process: peptidyl-serine phosphorylation; protein autophosphorylation; intracellular signal transduction. Lineage: Eukaryota; Viridiplantae; Streptophyta; Magnoliopsida; Solanales; Solanaceae.
GCAUUCACAUAGGCUAAGCCAUCGUUAUAGGUAUGAGUUCAGCAAGGAGUUAAUAGUUUUUGCUCAAACCAUGUAGUUGUGUUUAAAUUAUUUAAUAUAUAUGAGUAUAGGACUCAGUAUGCAAAAAGAAUUAUGGUUUAGAAUCCUAAACGUCUAAAGAUUUUAGUUUCGUCUCUGCUUGCAACUAAACUCAUAGCUCGUUUUUGUUAGUAGGUUCGCAAUAUAAUAUUUAGGUAAACUUUGGGUAAAUAUACCCUUCAACCGACUAGUUUACCAAACAUGACCAAAGUAUGCACUACCUAUACACUUUGGUUGUAUAUGUUGUGUAUAGGAAUGUAUAUUAUAUUAUAUGUAUAUUAUAUGUAUAGGUAGAUGUAUUAUAUGUAUAUUUAGUAUAAAUUAUACAUUACCUAUACACUGUGUACAUAUUUUGUAAAUUAGAUUGCCGAAUAAUACUUGACUAUAACUUUUACUAAUAUUUACGCGUAUUUAAUGAAUUUUCCAAUACGAAUAGAAGGUCGAAGUAAAAGCUAUUAGAUUCGUCCGAACUCAUACCUAAUAGUGUAGCUCUGCCCCUUGUUCACAUACUAAGAAUUAUCUAUAUUUAUAAUUCAUAAUAUAAAGUCAGAAAUAGUACGUAGCAAUAGGUUGCGAAAAAUGUCAUUGCUUGCUACACAUAACACAUGCAUGCAUGAAAGAACACUUUCUCCAAUCAUCAACAGCAUUAGCGGAAUAAUAAAAAUAUUUCCUAAACUAACCAACCGAUCCAUUCAUCUUUUCUAUUUCCUCAUCUCUCCAACAAUUUCCCCUCAUUUUCUCCAAAAUUUCCUCUAAAUCUGUAACAUAUUUCAUUUUGGGACAUCAUCUGUUGUUCGAUUCUUGAAUUUUCGCGGAAAUUUCAGAUUUUGAUUUUUUUUUUUUUUUUUUUGGUGCAAUCGUGUGAUUUAGUGAGUAUUGGAAUUUUGGGAUAAAAAUUUAGGUCUUCAUUAAGUGUUCUGUUGAAUGUUGAUGAUCAAACAAUAGUUUGAGCAUUUAUUAUUCUGGUUAUUAUAGCAUAUGAUGAUAUUGGAAAUUGAGAAAGGUUGAGAUUUUGAUCAUUUGAGCUAAAUGGGGAAUAAUUGUGUAGGACCCAAAUUGGCUAACAAUGGGUUCUUACAAUCUGUUACUGCAGCUGUAUGGAAACCUAAUCACUCAGAAAAUUUACCACUCCCUAAUGAAGGGGUGGACACGAAUUCAGAGAAAAGCAAAGAUGUUGAUUCAUCGAAAACAGAUGGAUCUGGUAAUAUACAAGGUAAUCCACCUCCACACCUUAUGAUAAAUGGAGAUAAUACACAAAUGGAUAGUAAUAAUAAUAACAAGAAUGUAGUUGCUAAUGAGACUGUUCCUGAUAAGCCUGUGGAGGGCGCUAAAACCAAGCCUACUCAUGUUAGGAGAACGUCGAGUUUAGGGGUUCAGAUUGAAUCUGUUUUAGGAAGAAAAACAGGUAAUAUAAAAGAAAUUUAUAGUUUAGGGAGGAAGUUAGGACAAGGGCAGUUUGGGACGACGUUUUUAUGUAUAUCGAAGUCAAGUAAUAAGGAAUACGCGUGUAAGUCUAUUGCGAAAAGGAGGUUGACAACUGAGGAAGAUGUUGAGGAUGUAAGGAGAGAGAUUCAGAUAAUGCAUCACUUGGCAGGACAACCAAGUGUGGUACAAAUUGUUGGAGCGUACGAGGAUGCUGUUGCAGUUCAUGUUGUAAUGGAACUUUGUGCAGGUGGGGAGCUUUUCGAUAGGAUAUUACAAAGAGGGCAUUAUUCAGAGAAGAAGGCAGCUGAACUUGCUAGAGUAAUAGUAGGUGUUGUAGAAGCAUGUCAUUCUUUGGGGGUUAUGCAUAGGGACCUGAAACCUGAGAACUUUCUUUUCGUCAAUGAGCAAGAGGAAUCACCUCUGAAGACAAUCGACUUUGGAUUAUCAGUGUUCUUCAAGCCAGGUGAAACCUUCACUGAUGUUGUUGGAAGCCCUUACUAUGUGGCCCCAGAAGUGUUGCGGAAGCAUUAUGGUCUAGAAUGUGAUAUUUGGAGUGCAGGAGUCAUUAUUUAUAUACUGCUUAGCGGUGUUCCCCCAUUUUGGGAUGAGUCGGAGCAAGGAAUAUUUGAACAGGUUUUAAAAGGGGAACUUGACUUUGCAUCAGAACCCUGGCCUACUAUAUCAGAAAGUGCAAAAGAUUUAGUCAGAAAAAUGCUGGUGAGAGAUCCCAAAAAGCGGUUGACAGCCCAUGAAGUUCUUUGUCAUCCAUGGGUCCGUGUUGGUGGGGUUGCUCCAGAUAAGCCUCUUGAUUGUGCUGUUCUCAGUCGUCUCAAUCAGUUUUCUGCGAUGAAUAAAUUAAAGAAGAUAGCAGUCAGAGUAAUUGCUGAAAGUCUGUCUGGAGAGGAAAUUGCAGGACUGAAGGAAAUGUUCAAAAUGAUAGACGCAGAUAAUAGUGGACAUAUUACGCUCGAAGAACUGAAAACAGGUUUGGAAAAAGUGGGUGCCAAUCUGAAGGAUUCAGAAAUAGUUAGUUUGAUGCAAGCGGCAGAUAUUGAUAAUAGCGGUACAAUUGACUAUGGCGAGUUUAUAGCUGCUAUGCUCCAUCUAAACAAAAUUCAGAAGGAAGAUCACAUGUAUGCUGCGUUUUCAUAUUUUGAUGAAGAUGGUAGUGGAUAUAUCACAAAGGAUGAGCUCCAAAAUGCUUGUGAUAAGUUUGGUUUGAGCAAUAUCCCCAUCGACGAGCUUAUGCGUGAAGUUGAUCAAGAUAAUGAUGGACGCAUCGAUUACAGUGAAUUUGUAGCAAUGAUGCAAGACACCGGCUUUGGUGAGAAGGGAAGCAAAAGAGUGAUUAACAACCAUAGCUGCACAGAGUACGAUAGAAUUCCUCGGUAUGGCCAUUCAGGAAGUCCCUCCGAGGGCGACAUCGAUACAAUUCUUGUGAGAGCUGGACAAGCGUCUACGGGUAAAGCACCGUAUCCAUAUAACUGCUUGCCACCUAAGCUACGCCAUCCAGUCCAAGUUUAG